ACUGUUAGUACAUGAUCUUCAUUUCCCUGUCUUCUUCGCUCUUAAAUUCAGACACAACAGAGAAACUAAAAGAUUAAUUUUCAGACAAGGAUUUUUUUUUCUUUUUUGCAAUCUGAGAGGAAAAAAUGAAAUUCGGGAAAGAGUUCUCGUCGCAAAUGGUGCCGGAAUGGCAUGAAGCUUACAUGAAUUACAGUUCUCUCAAGUCUCACUUGAAAGAAAUCAUCAAAUUCAAACGCAAAAACAAUAAUCACGGUCACGGCCAUCAUCACGGAGAAGGUCUUCGCCGGAAGUUGACCCUGUACCGAUCAUUCAGCGGUUUAAUCUCAACACCAGGUCGAAAGAAACAUCACCACGGCGGUCACGGACACGGUCACGGACACGGUGGUGGACAGAUCGGCCAUUUAUCAGAUUCCGACGACGACAUCGAGGAAGGAUUGAAGUCAGCGCCGAUUCUCGUGCACUCGGCGAGUCACGGCUACCAGACGACGUUUCUGAUGGAGGCGGAGGAAGGAGGAGAGUACGAGACGGUGUUUUUCCGGCGAUUAGACGACGAAUUCAACAAAGUGGAGAAAUUCUAUAAAGACAAAGUUCAAGAAGUGGUUAAGGAAGCUAUGAUGCUUAACAAACAGAUGGAUGCUCUUAUCGCGUUUCGGGUGAAAGUUGAGCAUCCUGAUAGCUGGCCGUGGGAAGAACGGACGGUGGAGAUGACUCGAUUAGCUUCUGAUGUCGCCAGUUCCGCCGCGGCCGUCGCUGCUUCUACUCCCGCCGGAGCUAGAUCCAUGAGGGCUGGAGCUCAGUCUCACAUGGAGGCAAUACAGGAAGGAGGAUCGAGCAAAGCUGGCAAAUCCGAGGAAGAUGACGAUGAUAAUGAUGUAGAAAAAGAAGAAGAUAACGUCGUCUCCGACGUGGCGGCCGGCGACACAAGUCGUCUGAAAGCUGCGAGGCCAUCUCCGAUCGAGGUUUUGGAUCGUGUUAAGAUCAACCAUACGAAGGAAACGCCUCGGUCCACCAUUAAAGGCGUUCUCAAGGCCUCGAACACGGAGCUUAAGUUUAGCAGAGAUAACCUGAGGAGAGUCGAGGAGAAGCUCAGACGCGCCUUCGUCGAGUUCUACCAGAAGCUUCGGCUACUCAAGAGCUACAGCUUUUUGAAUGUGUUGGCGUUUUCGAAGAUACUGAAGAAGUAUGAUAAGAUAACCUCGAGGCAUGCGACAAAGUCUUACAUGAACAUGGUUGAUAACUCUUACCAUGGAAGCUCUGAUGAGGUGGUUAGACUCAUGGAGCGUGUUGAAGCAACGUUCAUAAAGCAUUUCACAAAUGGUAACAGAACAAAGGGAAUGAACAUCUUGAGACCCAAAGCUAAAAGAGAGAGGCAUCGUAUUACAUUCUCCACAGGUUUCUUAGGCGGAUGCGUGUUUUCUCUAGUGGUGGCUCUAUUCGCCAUCAUACGCACCCGACACAUUUUGCAGAAGGAAGGCCAAGAACAGUACAUGAACACCAUGUUCCCUCUUUACAGCUUGUUUGGGUUCAUCGUGCUGCACAUACUAAUGUAUGCUGGAAAUAUAUACUACUGGAGGCGGUAUCGAGUGAAUUAUUCUUUUAUAUUGGGGUUUAAGCAAGGAACUGAACUUGGCUAUAGACCAGUCCUACUUGUGGGAUUCAGCAUUGGAGUCUGUGCGCUUCUUUGUGUUAUUGCCAAUCUUGACAUGGAGGUUGACCCCGAAACCAAAGAUUACGAAGCAUUAACCGAACUUCUUCCUCUUUUCCUCCUCAUUGUUCUGUUGAUAGUCCUAAUCUUACCAUUCAACAUAAUCUAUCGCUCGAGUCGCUUAUUCUUCCUCACAUGCCUCUUUCACUGCCUUGCUGCUCCUCUUUACAAGGUGACUUUACCUGAUUUCUUGUUGGGCGAUCAGUUAACAAGUCAGGUGCAAGCUCUUCGAAGCAUCCAGUUUUACAUAUGUCACUACGGUUGGGGAGAUUACAAACAUAGACUAAACACUUGCACAGACUCAGAUGCCUACAAUGCUUUCUUAUUCAUUGUUGCCGUCGUCCCAUACACCUGGCGUCUCCUUCAGUGCUUGAGGCGUCUGUUUGAAGAGAAAAACGCAGAACAAGGAUACAAUGGCAUCAAGUACUUCUUGACUAUAGUGGCUGUCUGCUUGAGGACGGCUUACAGUGUCGUCGACGAGGAUCAUCAAUUUGCAUGGAGGAUAUUAGCUGGGAUCUUCUCAGCUAUUGCUGCCAUUUUCUGUACGUACUGGGACUUAGUCUAUGACUGGGGUCUUCUCAACAGGACAUCCAAGAACCGUUGGCUCAGGGAUAAACUCCUUGUCCCGCAAAAGAACGUCUACUUCAUCGCAAUGAUCUUGAACAUCUUGCUCAGAUUCGCAUGGCUUCAGACCGUACUGGAUUUCAACUUCAAAUUUAUGCACAGACAGACGAUGGUUGCUGUUGUUGCCAGUCUAGAGAUUAUCCGCCGUGGGAUAUGGAAUUUCUUCAGGUUAGAGAAUGAGCAUUUGAACAAUGUUGGGAAGUACAGAGCGUUCAAGACGGUUCCAUUACCGUUUAACUACGACGAGGAUGACGACAAAGACAACUAGUUCUUCGACCUCAUGUGUUUUGAGUUAUGUAAAGACAGAUUCUUCAACUAUAUUCAUCCACAAAGAUCGAGAUCAAAUCGGAGAUGUUACAGUUAGGGAUUUGUAAGAGUUGGUGUCAACCUUGUAGUUGAU
This is a messenger RNA of Thlaspi arvense, 2729 nucleotides long. Lineage: Eukaryota; Viridiplantae; Streptophyta; Magnoliopsida; Brassicales; Brassicaceae. The record is from the annotation of a GenBank genome assembly.